AUGAGUACUACACGUGAAACAAGAAGAAAAGCGCAAGUCAGAGAGAAUGAGAAAAAUACUGACGUUGAAAGCGCAGGAAGAUUAAGGCCACAAGCGGCCGAAGAAAGAAGCAUAAUAAACGCACAAGUGAGAGAGAAUAAGAACAAUACUCACGUUGAAUGUGCAAGGUCACAAGCGACCAAAGGCUCGACAAGUACCGAGCAAACUUCAAGCACGGAGCGGACGACAAGUACAGAGCAGACAACAAGUACAGAGCGAACAGCAAGUACAGAGCAAUCUGCGAGCACCAAGCACACGUCUAGCACCGAGCGAACAGCGAGCACGAAACCGAGCACUCAAGCAAGGAGUGCGAGAGAGAAAGCGAAUAGCACUAAUAUGCACGAAGUGAGACAGAGAGAUUCUUCAUUAGGUACGGUGGUUAACCGUGCGGUUAAUAAGAAGCCGGGCUCCCGAGCAUCUUCGUCAUCUAGCAAGAAGCGUGCCUUUCUCGAGGCGCGUCUCGAGUUGGAGAAGCGAGAGAAAGAAAAAGCAGAGGCCGCCGCGGCACUAGCCAGAACGAGAAUGGAGCUGAUAGAACUGGAAGAGCGAGACUCAAGCGACCUGAGCGACAUAGAGGGCAACGAUGACCUAGUUUCUCAGUGGGUGCACAAGUCCAUCCAGUCCAAGCCGGUCUCCGAGGCAGUACGCACGAAUCAUCAUGAAGACUACUUCGAGCCACGGAGGAAGGAGCGGCAGAGUGACGCCGCCGUCCUUGCGAGCGCUAUCGCAGACGCAAUGAAAAGCGUGACUCGAUCGGCGCCGACUACAGCGCCACGAUACAUAAACGAACUACACCGUUUCGACGGAAACCCCGGCGAAUGGAUUCCGUUCCGCGCCACAUACGAAGAUACCGAAAAAUACUUCAGCGAAUCAGAAAAUAUCGCUAGAUUAAGAAAAUCCCUGUUCGGUCAAGCACGAGACGCCGUGAAGUCACUAUUAUACACGAACGCACCGCCUCAAGAGAUACUCAAGUCAUUAGAGCGACGAUUUGGAAAGCCACUGCAUCUUAUCAAAAGUGAGAUAGCGGCGAUCAACAGAAUACCGCCUAUGACUGCCGACAUCAAGGGCAUUGGCGUGUUUGCGAGUACCGUGGCCAACAGCGUGAACACUAUCAAACAACUGAAUAGAACGGACUACCUAUACUCGAACGACGUGUCCGAGAGAAUAAUCGACAAAAUGAAUAUGAUGGUUAAAUUCCGAUGGUACGAAUACUGGUCAUUAAAUGAUCAGCAACCUAUUUUAUUGGCGCUAUCGGCAUUCUUAAAUAGAAUAGCGGACCAAUUCGAAGCAUAUGAUUGCACGCCGACUACCUACAAGUCAUUUCAACCGAGGGAAGCAUUCAAAGGAAAACCACGACGUAAUAUGGUACACGCAACUCGGGAAGAAAGCGAAUACAGCGGCGACGAAUCAUCUACCUACUCAUACAGCGAGGAAGAAGAAGACAGCGAAACAGAGAUAGUAGCUACUGCCACCCACGAGACACUGAAGUGCAAACUAUGCGGAAAAGACGGGCACACGUUAAUUAAAUGCCCUCAGUACGAGAAAGCAAGCACUCAAGAAAGAUGGGAAAUAGUGAAGAGAAUCAAAGUAUGUUUUCGCUGCCUGAGACAAAAUCAUCGUAGCCCGACCUGCCGGGCCAAGCCAUGCGGCAAAGACAACUGUCCGGGACGACACCACGUGACACUGCACCGUGACAAACCGAAACCUGUCGAAAAAGAUGACGCCAACAAGAUCGUAUCCGUGAACCACAUAAGCGCGACGCGUGCAUACCUAAAGAUAGUUCCAGUGGAGAUAUCUGGACCACAGGGCACCACGAGAGUCACCGCACUGAUGGAUGAAGGAUCAACCGUAACCCUCUUGUUAAACGAAGUCGCUGAUAAAAUCGGAGCGCAAGGACCCACCGAAGAGCUAUCUAUCGAAGGAGUGGGCGGCCACCGCAUGAAAAGCACCGAUUCAAUGCGUUUAAAAUUACGCAUAAAAGGCCAGUUCACACGCGAAUAUCACGAUAUGGACACCCUGACGAUCGGACAACUGAACCUCGCCACACAAGCCGUCUAUAAAGAAGACUUAGAAAACUGCCCACACUUGGCAUGUAUAGCGGAUCAGCUGACAUACGACCGAGAGCGGCCUAGUCUAUUAAUAGGACAGGACAACUGGCACUUAAUCGUGUCUCGCGAGUUAAAGGCAGGAAAAACGACGAAACCUGUAGCCUCACUUACCAAGCUAGGGUGGGUGCUACACGGGUGUCAUAGCCAUGAAGCGAAACCGGUCAAGUUCGUGAACCACAUACACAGUCAGAGCGAAGAAAAAAUCGAAACGUUGAUAAAGGAGCAUUUCAGUCUCGAUUCGUUAGGCAUCUCGCCUAAACGACCGGCCAGCGACCCCGAGCAACGAGCACUUAUGUUGUUAGACAAAACUACGAAACGUCUACCUGAGGGAAGGUUCGAAUGCGGGCUGCUAUGGCGCAAAGAUGACGAAAUCAUGCCAAACAACAAGGAGAGCGCACUACGCCGACUGAAAGGCAUCGAACGUAAAAUGAAAAAGGACGAAGCAUUCAAAAUAAGCUACAAAAAACAAAUAGACAACUUACUAGCAAGCGGAUACGCCGAACCGGUCACAAGCGCACCCACUACGCCGAGAGCUUGGUAUUUACCACAUUUCGCCGUAGUACACCCACAGAAGGGCAAGAUGCGACUGGUAUUCGAUGCAGCCGACCGAUCACACGGCAAGAGCCUGAACGACGCAUUAUUAAGUGGGCCAGACUUGCUACAGUCCUUAUUUGGCGUCUUGAUACGCUUCAGAGAGGGACCUAUAGCCGUCGCAGCCGACAUAAAAGAAAUGUUCCUCAGAGUGGCCAUGCGAGAAGAGGACCGCGAUAGUCUACGCUUUUUAUGGCGCGAGAAAGAGACGGAAGAGCCACGAGAGUACCGUAUGAAAGCACUCAUAUUCGGCGCGUCAUCGUCCCCCUGCUCGGCGAUAUAUGUGAAAAAUAAGAACGCGAAAGAGUUCGAAAACACGCACCCAGAAGCCGUACGCGCCAUUGAACGAUGCCACUAUAUGGAUGACUACCUACAGAGUUUCAAAACCGAAGCGGAGGCACAAAAAACCGCUCAAGACGUAGAUCAGAUCCACAAACACGGCGGUUUCGAGUUACGCGGCUGGGCAAGCAACCGAUCAACCGUUAUACAACAAUUACAGACGGUUAAACCCGAAGAACAGGUUAAAAUCGGUCAAGACGGACAAACAGAGAAAACACUCGGAAUGUUAUGGAACAUCGGUAAAGAUACACUUCAAUACACACUGAACUUGAGAAACACGCCCCGUGACGUCAUCGAUGGCACACGCCCGCCUACGAAGCGUCAAGUUACGAGCGCCGUCAUGUCAGUGUUCGACCCGCUAAACAUAGCCACGCCCGUCCUCAUACAAGGCAAGAAGUUAAUUCAACACUUGUGGCGUGAAGGAAUUAGCUGGGAUGAAGAGAUACCCGAACGAUACAUAGCCGACUGGAAAGAAUGGAUACAAGGCCUAGAACAGCUGCAGAGCCUUCACAUCCCUCGUUGCACAUUUUCUUGUGACGAGGGGGAGAUGCACACAUUCGUAGACGCCAGCGAAACUACAUAUGCUGCGGCUACCUACUGGAGGACGACUCAAGAUGGAAUACCUACCGUGAGACUGGUCGCCGCAAAAGCACGCGUAGCGCCACUGAAAAUAACUUCAAUACCGAGACUAGAAUUGCAAGCCGCGCUACUGGGCUGCCGACUAGCAUCCAACGUAGAGAACGAAAAUUCAGCAAAAGUCACGAGGAAAUACUAUUGGUCCGACUCACGAACAGUGUUAGCGUGGAUAAAAUCAGACCCGCGCACUUUCAAACCGUUCAUGGCACACAGACUGGCGGAAAUCGAAGAGCUAAGCAAAACCACCGAAUGGAGAUGGGUGCCGACUAACGAAAACGUAGCCGAUGACGCCACACGACGAGCGCCUCGAGAAUUCGACCCCAAUCACCGUUGGUUCAACGGCCCAGCCUUCCUGAAAAACCCACCGACUAAGUGGCCAGUGGACCGGAGCGAGCCCUCGCCCGUCCCAGCGGAAGAAAAUAAAAAGACUGUCGCAGCGAUAAAAGUCGUACAUACAGAAAUACCUAACCCACAGAGAUUCUCCAAAUGGACACGCUUACUGAGAGCCACUGCACGCCUAUUACAGUGUGUCGACGUGUUCAAGCAACUCCUGAAACAUGAAAAGGUCACCGCAAUCAAGCGCACCGUGAAAGACAGUACGUGGCGAAAAUACGAUAAGAAGAAACAAUCACGCCCGUCACCGCUCACCGCGCCCGCGUUAACCCACCGUACCUACCUACCUAUUCAGCCUGAAUACCUACAAUCGGCUGAAAAUCUGCUCAUAAAAACAGUGCAAAGAGAAAGCUUCAACAACGAAAUAAAGUGCAUAACAAAUAACAAACCACUAGAAAAAGACUCUCGCUUGAAGCGAUUAUCACUGAAAAUCGCUGAAGAUAUCCUGAAACUGGACACGAGAAUAUGUGCCGCCAACUGCAUAAGUGACACAUAUAAACACCCCGUAGUGCUAGACGGAAGACACAGAAUAACAAAGUUGCUCGUCGCUCAUUACCACAGCAAGUUCAAUCAUGGCAACAUUCACACCAUAAUGAAUGAGAUUCGCCAAAAGUACUACAUAACUUCGCUCAGAGCUAUAGUCAAGACCACCGCUCGAGAGUGCCAAUGGUGCAGAACCCACAAAACUGCGCCACUGACGGCACCAAUCGGUGAUUUACCCGCUGAAAGGUUAACCCCAUACCAGCCGCCGUUCACAUACACGGCCGUCGACUACUUCGGUCCGCUAACCAUUACAGUGGGCCGAAAGACUGAAAAACGCUGGGUAGCUCUAUACACGUGCAUGACAACACGCGCUGUACACUUGGAAAUAGCCACCUCAUUGACCGCCAACGACAUGAUACUCACACUAAGAAGAUUCGCGGCGAGGCGAGGCAUGUGCUCUGUACUCUACAGUGAUAACGGCGGAAACUUCGUACGUGCAAACUCAGAACUGAAAACUGAAUUCGAAAAACUGAAAGACCUAGCUGGCGAAAAAGGCAUAAAGUGGAAAUUCAUACCGCCCGGAGCUCCUCAUAUGGGCGGUACGUGGGAACGAUUGGUCCGCACAGUAAAAACCGCACUGUACGCGACCCUGAAAGAAAGACAACCACGUGAAGAAGUGUUACAUACACUGUUAUUAGAGGCUGAACAUCUGGUUAACUCACGACCACUAACACCACCAAGCCUAGAUCCAAAUGAAGAAGAGAGCUUAACGCCUAGCCACUUUUUAAUUGGCCGAUCGAACGGUUGUCCACGCAUCGGCGAUUUCGAUGAAAACACCUUGAUAGGUACACCCACGUGGAGAACAGUGCAAUACCUAACUGACACGUUCUGGAACCGCUGGCUGAAAGAAUACUUACCUACACUGUCACCGAGGCCGAACACUGAAAACCAUCCUGAAAACCUGAAACCCGGUGACAUUGUGUUGAUAGUCGACUCGAACUUGCCAAGAGGAGUCUGGCCUAGAGGCGAAAUAAUGACUAUACACCCAGGCCCAGAUGGCAGGACGAGAAUCGUAGAUGUCCGAACAGUUGCUGGAACGCUGAGAAGACCCAUAACAAGACUCGUGAAGAUCACCUGA
This is a messenger RNA of Plutella xylostella (diamondback moth), 5727 nucleotides long. RefSeq lists its product as uncharacterized. NCBI's taxonomy places the organism in Eukaryota, Metazoa, Arthropoda, Insecta, Lepidoptera, Plutellidae. Gene Ontology annotation, molecular function: nucleic acid binding; zinc ion binding. The record is from RefSeq and is a predicted model, not a curated record. Gene Ontology annotation, biological process: DNA integration.